Apiotrichum porosum is the source of this 894-nucleotide messenger RNA. RefSeq lists its product as uncharacterized. The transcript is spliced from 5 exons. Lineage: Eukaryota; Fungi; Basidiomycota; Tremellomycetes; Trichosporonales; Trichosporonaceae. Gene Ontology annotation, molecular function: SNARE binding; SNAP receptor activity. Gene Ontology annotation, biological process: Golgi to vacuole transport; intra-Golgi vesicle-mediated transport; vesicle fusion with Golgi apparatus. Bases 1 to 894 code for a protein of 297 amino acids. Gene Ontology annotation, cellular component: SNARE complex; late endosome membrane; endoplasmic reticulum membrane. The record is from RefSeq and is a predicted model, not a curated record.
AUGGACAAUUCUCCAACUGCCCUCUUUGAAAAUUACGACGAGGACCUCGCCACCCUCGUCGCUUCCAUCAACGGCAAGCUCGCCGAUGUGCGCGGCCUCAAGGGCGAACCGCGCAAGGCCUUCUUGAAGAAGAUUGCCGACGAGCUCGAUGAGGCCGACGAGACGGGUACAGCUAUAUACUUGUCCGCGGUCUCUGGCUGUCGACAGCUGCGGUCAUUCGCCAUCGGUCAUCGCCGCCGCGCCAUGCGAUGCCCCCAUGUCCCCGAUGGUGGUCACCCACCCACGACCUCGGCGUACCAGCCUCCAGCUACUUGCCGCGCUUCUGCUCCUCCACUGCGUUCCCAGCUGACAGCCGCACAGAUUGCGCAAAUGGACGUCGAGAUCCCGUCCAUGCCCGUCUCGAUCCGCAAGACGUUCACCGACCGCCUGGCCACGUCCAAGUCUGCCGUGGACAAGGCCAAGCGCGGCGCCCGCGACGCCCGCGCCGAGACACAGCGCCAGGAACUGCUCUCGUCGGGCCGUACGUCGACCGACGACCCAUACUUUGACGGUACCGGCAGCGGCGACGAGGCGACGGCGUUUUCGACGCGCACGCGCCUGCUGGCCGGCACCGAGGCGCUGUCCGACUCGUCGCGCCGCCUCGACAAUGCGCACCGCAUCGCCCUCGAGACCGAGGACGUCGGUACCGAUAUCCUGCGCAACCUCCGCGGACAGAGGGAGCAGAUUGAGCAUACCCGCGACUCGCUCACGCGCGCCGAUGGCAGCAUCGACCGGGCGGCAGGCACCCUCAAGAAGAUGAUUUACAAGAUGUACCAGCAAAAAGUCGUCACGGGCGCCAUCAUCGCCGUCCUCGUCGCCCUCAUCCUGCUGGUCCUCUACUCCAAGUUUGCCUAA